CAUCUCCUCCGCUCCGACCUACUUAAGUAUACGUAUCCGCAUCUGCCCAAUUCAAUUUACUCCUCCCAAGCUACAACUCUCACCCCACUCCAACAAAUCACCCCAUUCAUCCAUUCAACUAUACCACACCAAAAUGCGCCUCCCAACCCUCGCCACCAUCCUCGCCCUCUCCCUCACCACCUUCGCGUCCGCCUCCAACCUCGGAAUCGAAGUCACCCACUCGGUCGAAUGCACCCGCAAGACCCAAGAUGGAGAUACAGUGUCCAUGCACUACCGGGGCAAGCUCGCGUCUGACGGAUCCGAGUUCGAUGCUAGUUAUAACCGCGGCACUCCGUUGAAGUUUAAAUUGGGGGCUGGGAGGGUUAUUAAGGGAUGGGACCAAGGUCUCCAGGACAUGUGCAUUGGAGAGAAGCGCACGUUGACGAUUCCGCCUGAGUUGGGAUACGGCGAUCGGGGCAUUGGGCCGAUUCCUGGCGGUGCGACGUUGAUUUUUGAGACAGAGUUGGUGGGUAUUCAGGGGGUUAAGAAGGAUGAGUUGUAAUCUUAUCUUCUUUCUUCUUUCUUAUUAUGGGAUUGUGGGGUAUAACGAUAUGAUUCUGUUCUAUUUGUAUCGUUCUAGGGUAUCAUCUUCUAAAGUGUAGAAUAGGUACACGGAUCAACAGCAUGAGUCUAUGUAUACAGGGAUUAAUCCAUCGC
Messenger RNA from Aspergillus costaricaensis CBS 115574, 696 nucleotides. RefSeq names its product peptidylprolyl isomerase family protein FPR2 (gene fkbp3). The record is from RefSeq and is a predicted model, not a curated record. The transcript has 2 exons. Gene Ontology annotation, molecular function: peptidyl-prolyl cis-trans isomerase activity. Lineage: Eukaryota; Fungi; Ascomycota; Eurotiomycetes; Eurotiales; Aspergillaceae. Gene Ontology annotation, biological process: protein peptidyl-prolyl isomerization. Bases 134 to 541 code for a protein of 135 amino acids.